Molecule: messenger RNA, 6133 nt
Organism: Girardinichthys multiradiatus
Lineage: Eukaryota; Metazoa; Chordata; Actinopteri; Cyprinodontiformes; Goodeidae
Gene: dab1a
Product: DAB adaptor protein 1a
Exons: 17
Coding region: 1341-3188 (615 amino acids)
Biological process (GO): ventral spinal cord development; lateral motor column neuron migration
Source: RefSeq, a predicted model, not a curated record
CAACUCCAUAAUUCUAUUGUUUCAACAUGGACUGAAAUCCCUGCUAGAUAUUUCUGACACCUUGUUGAAUCUUGGGCAUGAAGUUUAAAGUAUUUCUGAAGGCAAAACUGGGUCCAACUUAGUACCAGCAAAUCUUAGUAUGUCUUUUAUUCUGUGGUAAGGAGGAAAACAAACUACAUGUUGCAACCUUCUUGGUAGCUGCUUAAAGCGGAGAUUGUUAGGACGGUGUUUGAGGACAAUUUACAUGUUUUUAAAAGUUGGCACCAAACAUACUUUUGCUAAUGAGGACAGUGAACAAGCCAUAGGGGUGCACCGAUUGAAUUUUUCUGGCUGAUCACCAAUUAUUGAUCUUUAAAAAGCCUGACCUGCCUAUUCCGACUUUUUCCCUAACUGACACUGUCAGGUGUCAUAAGGUCACAACACAGGUUGUCAGCAGUUGUGAACCGUGCACAUGCAGACGUGACCCAGUGGGUUAGGGGUCUGUUAGUCAGCCCUCUCUCACGGCAGAGCAAAAGGGGACAGCGGGUGAUUUUCAGUCCUUUGUAGAGGUGAAUAAAAUUGGUGGAUCAGAUUGAUUUUACAUGUACAGUAAGUAUUGGCCGAUCACCCAAAAUUAAGGAAAUCGUGUCCGAUCGAUCAGUGCAUCCUUAGCCGUUACCCUAAUAAGUCAAUUAAGAAAUAUUGCCUGAAAACAUUCAUAAAGUUUUAGAUGUCUUGAGGUGCUCCAACUCCUCAGUGACUUUAUUUACUUUGUUCUCUUAAAUUGUUCAAAAGAAAACCCUAAAUUUGAACUGACACUAACUUGAUGUCUUACCAAUUUAUUUUCUGCACCUGUCAUCAAAAUGAUGUUUGUUGGGAUUAAGGACAUGGAAAAAGACAAAGUACAGUGAUAAGCAGCAGUUGUCUGGGCGUGACACUGAACUUUGAUCCACUCUGCAUGUGUAUUUUUUAUGUCUCCAGGAAACGUCCAGAUCUCACCACCCAUAACACGUCAUGUCCUCCAACCUCCAUUAGCUGAUCUUUUGCCCAUUUCCUGACUUCUCUUCUUUUACCCUCUGUUUCGUUCCUCUCUGCUGUGUGCCUCCUGAGCUGGAUGUAUUUUAUCUCCAGCUGCCUAUAAGCGGAUAUCCGUGGGUGUGUGUGGGAUGUUGUGUCAGGGCUAAAACCCAUCCCUCUCCCAUGAGCCUGUGUGCCCACACACACACACACGGCGCCUCGACGCACGCACUUGGCGCCCACGCACCCCUAGCCGGCACUGACGCUGUGAACUGGACCCUCAGAGCCCGGCAGAGCUCAGCCGAGCCAAGCGGAGCGCAGUCUAGCCCACUUGGAGCCUGAGGAUGUCAACAGAGACAGAGCUACAGCCAGCGGUCAGGCCCAGCAGCGUUAGACGGGACUCCAAGAGGAAAGGGCAGGAUCGCAGCGAGGCAGCUCUCAUCAGGCGUUUUAAGGGCGAUGGCGUCCGCUACAAGGCCAAACUUAUCGGCCUGGACGAGGUCACUGCUGCCCGCGGAGACAAGCUCUGCCAGGACUCAAUGAUGAAGCUCAAGGGUAUAGCUGCUGCAGCACGGUCUAAAGGGGAACACAAACAGAAGGUGUUUCUAACUGUUUCCUUCGGAGGGAUCAAGAUCUUUGAUGAGAAGACGGGGAUCCUCCAACACCACCAUGCUGUCCAUGAAAUCUCCUACAUUGCCAAGGACAUCACGGACCACAGAGCCUUUGGUUACAUCUGUGGGAAGGAGGGAAAUCAUCGUUUUGUGGCCAUCAAAACUGCCCAGUCGGCUGAGCCUGUGAUUCUGGACCUGCGGGACUUGUUCCAGCUCAUUUAUGACAUAAAGCAGAGAGAGGAGAUGGAGAAAAAGGCCCAGAAAGACAAGCAGUGUGAGCAGGCAGUCUACCAGACGAUACUGGAGGAGGACCUGGAAGACCCAGUCUACCAGUACAUUGUAUUUGAGGCUGGACACGAACCCAUCCGUGACCAAUCAGAAGAAAGCAUUUAUCAGGUUCCCACCAGUCAGCAGAAGGAAGGGGUCUAUGACGUCCCAAAGCGACACCCAAAUGGACAUCAAAACACCCCUCAUCAUCAUCAUCAUCAGCAUCAUCAUAAGCAUGAGCAACCUGUCCAACAACAACAGCAGCCGAAGCAGCAGGAAGUUGCAGAUCUGAUAGACUUAGACCUGGAUAGGGUGACUCAGAACAUCAGCCAGUUAGAGAUUUUCGGAGACAUGUCCACACCACCUGACAUAACCUCCCCAUCUACCCCGGCGUCUCCUGCCAACACCCUCGACCCCUCACAGGGUCUGCAGCCCCCCACGGAACUGUUCGCUCCCUUUAAUCCUGCGUCCAUGCCCUCAGGUUAUGUGACAAUGGGAGCAGUACCUCCUGGGCACUGGUCCCAGCAGGCAUUUGCUGCCCAGACGCCGCUAGCCUUCGGGGUCCAGUCUCCUCUCGGCCCUGUAGCCCAGGUGAUACCGGGCGGACAGCCUCUGAUCUGGGGCCAAGCGAACAUCUUCCCCGCCACCCAGCAGCAGUGGGCCGCCAUGGCAGCUGGAGCCUUUUCCCCGACAGCCUACCUCCCAGCCCAACCAGUUGGCACUCUGCCCGCUGCGAUGUUCCAGACCCUCACCCCUGUCGCAACUGUGACUUCGGCCAGCGAGAGCCAGUCGGGUACUGGGGCCAGUGCUUCUGCUCCAUCCCCGUCAGCUUCGUCGAGUCCACAGCACGGAGAGAGGGCAAAGAAGAUUGGCAAGGAGAUGUUCAAGGAUUUCCAGCUGGCGAAGCCUCCAGCGAUGCCGUCCAAGAAGGGCGAUCAGCCCAAUUUAAUGGGAACCUCAGAGGCAUUCAGCUCUUAUUUCAGCCGUGUGGGCACCGCCCAGGACACGGACGACUGUGAUGACUUUGACAUUUCUCAAAUGAAUCUGACUCCGGUCACCUCCACAACGCCAUCCACCAACUCUCCUCCCACACCAGCCCCCAGGCAGAGCUCCCCAUCCAAGUCCUCAGCUUCUCAUGUCAGUGACCCCCCCACCGAUGCCACAGACCCCCCUACAGACGACUCGUUCGGAGAAGCAGAGGGCAGUCCUAGUCGCAGCGGAGAGGAGGAUGCUGCAUGUGGUUCUGGGUCACCCUGCCCCAGUGAGACAGCAGAGCCCAGCCCAGAGCAGGCCAGUCCAGAGGCUGGGAGCUAGAUAGCAGCAGGGCAGGAAGGGGAAGGACCCUCUCUACGCCCAGAUCAACAAGGGGAAGAAAUAAAGAGAUACCCAGGAAGACAGACCUGACCAGCACUGAGCAAACAGGAGGAAAACCCUUUACCUCUGAGUGUGUGUGUGUAUGUGUGGGUUGGUGUGUGUGUGCAUGUCUGGCACAUCCCCGCCUGGCCAAGCCCUUCAUCUUCUCUUCCUGCUAACAACCUCCCAGGAGGAGCUUCAACACUCCCACAGUUCUCCUCCUCCUCCUCCUUCUCCUCCUCCUCCCCUCUGCAGUAUUUCCUCCUCAUAAGAUGAGAGAGCCUUCUCAGUCAUUCUCCACAAGCAGAAGGGACAUCCAUCACUGAGACAGGUCCAGCUCUCCCUCUGCCGCGCUGUCUUCUCCGCUCUUUUCUCCUCUCCCUUCAGCGACUCACACCCAGCCUUAUGGACAUGAGCCACUCCUCUCCCCCCACCCCCACUCCCCCUCCUUCCAUCACUCUCACACCUUUUCCCUUUCCUAUCGUGUCUGGCCAGAGACUUUGCCGCCUGGAAGAGACUAAGUCAAGCAGUGCCUCCCUGUUUGUGACGCACACACAUGCACUCAUCGUUUUUAACGGACAGAACCUGCAUCCGUAUAGUGAGGCGAUCUCCCGGGAGGUGCCUAGACUCUUAGCGGGCCUUUCAGGGAUGGCCUGUCACUGGGGAUCACUGUUUCUGAUUGGUUGGUUGGUUGAUUGAUUUGGGUGUUUUCUACCCCUUGCUUGUGAGUGUCUGCUGGAUUACUAUGCAGAAUCAGACUCUCUGGGAGCUACUCACACACCAACCCUACGCAUCCUUUGCACACAGCAGUGAGUCUACAUGCAAACACACACACACAGCCAUGCCACACCUUGUGUAACAUGCGUAUACGCAGUAAUUUGCCAAACGUCUCUGGCGCAGAGGCCAGACAACCAGACCAUGGUGGAGGAAUGGACCCUGGGAGGGAAGAGUUGCAAGUUUAAACAUAUUCUGUGAUUGAACUCUUCAUUCUCUAUAGCUUUUGUACAAUAAUGAUUUAAAAGGAAAAAAGAGAGAUCAACCUGAGAAAUGUAAUUUUUAUUUUAUAAGUCAAUCAAGCCGCUGGGGUCAGCUCUAUAGGAAAAUAGAGUCAACAUGGCUUUAAGGCAUCCGAUCGUUGAUUUGCCAAACUCAUUUUGUAAAUAAUGAGAAUAACAACAACCAUUUUGUCCACUGGACAUCUGUGCCAUAAAAUAGGAAGGCUUAAGUUAUGCAAACUCUUAACAUUAACCCAAGCAAUACCAACACACAGUGCCUUGCAGAGAUAUUCACUCACCUUACAUUUUUUUUUUUACAUUUUGUCACUUUAUAACCACAAACCUUAAUGUAUUUUGUUGGGAUUUUAUGAGACAGACCAACACAACGUAAUGCAUAGCAGUGAAGCAGAAGGAAAAGGUUACAUGAUUUUUUAUUUUGUUACCAACAGAAAUCCCUAAAUAGAUACCUGUAAAUUAAAUCUGGUGCAACCACUUUCUUUUAAAAGUCACUUAAAUAAGAAAUAGAUUCCAUCAAGUGUUGACUGAAAUUGUAUUCAGCCCGCAUUACAUUAAUACCCUUUAUGAAAUAUAGUGCAACCAUUUGCAUUCAGAAGUCACCUAUUUAGUAAGUAGAGUCUAAUCAUAAAUGGUUCAACAAAGUAUUGUCUGAAUAUGCACUCUUUACUCUGAUACCCUUAACUAAGAUCUAGUGUUACUCUAAUGAAGAGUAGAGAAUAGAGUCUUGGGAAAGGUUGUCCAAGGUAUUUCAUGACAUUACCUUCAGCCCCAUUUACUCUGAUUGCCCUAAAAAAAUCUAAUCCAUUCAUUUGCCUUCGGAAUUAAUAAGCAAAUAGAGUCCAGUGAAAGGCGGUUGAGCCCCUUUUACUGUGAAACCCCUGGAGAAAAUGUAGUGCAACCAGUUGCCUUUAUAAGUUUAAUUAAUAAAUGCUCCAGUGAAAGGUGGUUGUACAAAGUAUUGACACGAGAGCUUAAUGUAAAUCUAUGCCAGGUUUAUCAAGUUUUUAUUUUUAACAACAAAAAAUUGAAAACCAUGUUUCCCUUUCCUUCCACAUUCCUGCAUUAUUUUGUGUUGAAGUGUCCCAAAACAUCCCCCCAAUAUACACUGAGAUUUGAGGCUGCAAUAUGACAAAGUGUGAAACAUCCUGUAUUGUGAAUAUUUUUGCAAAGCACUGCAGGUUUAUGUUUUUCCAGUUUGCUUUGUUUUGUUUGCAGCUUCAGCUCUGCCCUGCAUCAUUUUCUGCAGCUUUUUAAAUGUGUCACUCAAUAACUCCAGCUCUUAGACCAAGCAACACGACCCCCUUUGUCUUCUGAGGUCCCAUCACUUCAGAUGUUUUUUAUGCCCAAAGCAUAUUAGCUUCUACAGUUUGUUUGCCAACCCCCACGUGGACUAGCCCUGUGCUUUUAAACCACAAAACACUGGUGUUUCAGACAGCGGCUACGGCCACACCAACUGACUGUAGGCAUGUCUACGAGCCCCCUUCAUCCAUCGCCUGUUGGUCGGGUGCCAAAUUCCCACUGCAACAUCCCCGGCUACAGCUUCAUUAACUGUGAUGCCAAUAUAUCCCUAUUUUAUGGCCAGGGUCCCCAUGCCACUCAAACUAUUUUGGACUAGGAUAAUAAAUAACAUACAAACUCUGACACUACUAGACAGUGAGGAAAGAAGCGGAAUAAAAAAGGGAACUGUUGCUGUUUGAGUACAUAACAUUUCUAGACCUAUUUUAACUUUACCUCAGCUAAUACUUUCUUAAUGUAAAUUGAAGCAUUAUUUUUAUCUUUAUUGAAUAUGACAUUCUACAGUGGGUUUUUAGAUGAUUUUUUGGGUUCUAUCUUGAUUUACGUAUUCCAUCAUGUAUUAUUAUUACCUGUUACGAAUAAACACUCCCCAAAUGA